CGAGGAACCCCUAAGAUGGCGGCGAGGGAGACGGUGAAGGUUGCCUCCCGCCCGUCCGGGCUCUGAUCCUCUGUCUCCCCGUCCUCCGGCGGCCGGCCCAUGGCCUGGCGGAGGCCCGAACCAUGGACCUCCGCACCGCCGUGUACAACGCUGCCCGUGACGGCAAGCUGCAGCUGCUCCAGAAGCUGCUCAGCGGCCGGAGCCGGGAGGAACUGGACGAGCUGACAGGCGAGGUGGCCGGCGGGGGGACGCCGCUGCUCAUCGCCGCGCGCUACGGCCACCUGGAUGUGGUGGAGUACCUGGUGGACCGGUGCGGCGCGAGCGUGGAGGCCGGUGGCUCGGUGCACUUCGAUGGCGAGACCAUCGAGGGCGCGCCGCCGCUGUGGGCCGCCUCCGCCGCCGGCCACCUGGACGUGGUGCGGAGCCUGCUGCGCCGCGGGGCCUCGGUGAACCGCACCACGCGCACCAACUCCACGCCCCUGCGCGCCGCCUGCUUCGACGGCCACCUGGAGGUGGUGCGCUACCUGGUCGGCGAGCACCAGGCCGACCUUGAGGUGGCCAACCGGCACGGCCACACGUGCCUCAUGAUCUCGUGCUACAAGGGCCAUCGUGAGAUCGCCCGCUACCUGCUGGAGCAGGGCGCCCAGGUGAACCGGCGCAGCGCCAAGGGCAACACGGCCCUGCACGACUGCGCCGAGUCCGGCAGCCUGGAGAUCCUGCAGCUGCUGCUGGGGUGCAAGGCCCGCAUGGAACGUGACGGCUACGGCAUGACCCCGCUGCUUGCGGCCAGUGUGACGGGCCACACCAACAUUGUGGAGUACCUCAUCCAGGAGCAGCCCGGCCAGGAGCAGAUCGCAGGGGGAGAGGCUCAGCCUGGGCUGCCCCAAGAAGGCCCCUCUACCAGCCAGGGGUGUGCGCAGCCUCAGGGGGCCCCAUGCUGUAGCUCCUCCCCGGAGGAACCACUGAACGGGGAAUCUUAUGAAAGCUGCUGUCCCACCAGCCGGGAAGCUGCCGUGGAAGCCUUGGAAUUGCUGGGAGCUACGUAUGUGGAUAAGAAACGAGAUCUGCUUGGGGCCCUCAAACACUGGAGGCGGGCCAUGGAGCUGCGUCACCAGGGGGGCGAGUACCUGCCCAAACCGGAGCCCCCACAGCUGGUCCUGGCCUAUGACUAUUCCAGGGAGGUCAACACCACCGAGGAGCUGGAGGCGCUGAUCACCGACCCGGAUGAGAUGCGCAUGCAGGCCCUGUUGAUCCGGGAGCGCAUCCUCGGUCCCUCGCACCCCGACACUUCCUAUUAUAUCCGUUACAGGGGCGCCGUGUACGCCGACUCGGGCAAUUUCGAGCGCUGCAUCCGCUUGUGGAAGUACGCCCUGGACAUGCAACAGACCAACCUGGAGCCUCUGAGCCCCAUGACCGCCAGCAGCUUCCUCUCCUUCGCGGAACUCUUCUCCUACGUGCUGCAGGACCGGGCCGCCAAGGGCAGUCUGGGCACCCAGAUCGGCUUUGCAGACCUCAUGGGGGUCCUCACCAAAGGGGUCCGGGAAGUGGAACGGGCCCUGCAGCUGCCCAGGGAGCCCGGAGACUCGGCCCAGUUCACCAAGGCGCUGGCCAUCAUCCUCCACCUGCUCUACCUGCUAGAGAAAGUGGAGUGCACCCCCAGCCAGGAGCACCUGAAGCACCAGACCGUCUACCGCCUGCUCAAGUGCGCACCCAGGGGCAAGAACGGCUUCACCCCUCUGCACAUGGCUGUGGACAAGGACACCACAAACGUGGGCCGCUACCCCGUGGGCAGAUUCCCCUCCCUGCACGUGGUCAAAGUGCUGCUCGACUGCGGGGCCGACCCGGACAGCAGGGAUUUUGACAACAACACCCCACUACACAUAGCAGCCCAGAACAACUGCCCGGCCAUCAUGAAUGCCCUGAUCGAAGCAGGGGCCCACAUGGAUGCCACUAAUGCCUUCAAGAAGACGGCCUACGAGCUGCUGGACGAGAAGCUGCUGGCCAGGGGUACCAUGCAGCCCUUCAACUACGUUACCCUGCAGUGCCUUGCGGCCCGGGCCCUGGAUAAGAACAAGAUCCCUUACAAGGGCUUCAUCCCGGAAGAUCUGGAGGCAUUCAUUGAACUGCACUGACCUGCCCAGAACGUCUGUACCCUCACCUCUCCACGCUCCUGCUGAAAAGCGGGAAAUCGGGCUGGGGUGUAGCAGAUGCUCCGUCUCGCCUCCUUCCGGCACCAAUCAGGAGAAGGGUUCUUCCGCCUCCCAUCCCUUGACCUGCAGAGAGGGUGGGAGGUGUUAGCCAGCCUUUGGUGCUAGAAGCCUUCAGGGUCACGUGCUAAGAGGACAGUCUUUCUCCAGGAGCCCGCUCACUCAUUCUGAGUUAGGGAAAGACACAAGGCCUUCCCCACAUCCUGUCUGCCUGGGUUACAGAGGCCUUUGCCUUGUUACCUAGAGGUGGAGGGACCGAAGCCAUUGCGUUCCUUCCCUGCUAGAAACACAGGAAGAAGUUGAGGACGGCCUUCCUUCCCUUGCCCCUUUACGUGGCCGGAUAACUCCAGCUGCCGAAUACAGUGUUAGGACUGGGGGCUCCCGAGAUGAGAGUCUGAAAGUCAGGGAAUGAGCCCACCUCUCAUUUCUUCCAGCACGAUCACGCCCUGCUCCCGUGCCACCGUAGUCCCUGGCAGACAGGCAGGGCUCUGCCCAGGGCAGCCUGCCACUUGCAUAGCUUUCGGUUGGUUUGGUGUUCUAUUUAUUUAAUAAGUGGGCAGGUUGCAAGCAUUGCACAGAAGUUCUGAGAUUUUGCUGCC
Molecule: messenger RNA, 2806 nt
Organism: Macaca mulatta (Rhesus monkey)
Lineage: Eukaryota; Metazoa; Chordata; Mammalia; Primates; Cercopithecidae
Gene: FEM1A
Product: fem-1 homolog A
Molecular function (GO): protein binding
Source: RefSeq, marked provisional